Macroventuria anomochaeta is the source of this 1302-nucleotide messenger RNA. RefSeq lists its product as uncharacterized. The transcript has a single exon. The coding region runs from base 1 to 1302 and encodes 433 amino acids. NCBI's taxonomy places the organism in Eukaryota, Fungi, Ascomycota, Dothideomycetes, Pleosporales, Didymellaceae. The record is from RefSeq and is a predicted model, not a curated record.
AUGGUCUUGAAGAUUGGCAUCGAACAGAUUCCUAGAAAGCUAUGGGAAUGGGUUGAAUGGGACGAAAACUGGAUUUCCGCGAAUCACAUCAACAAUGGAGAGCCUGACCAAACACACAAGAUUCCGAAGAGCAAGAAAAAUUUCAACUACGGUUUCAACGACUUCGUAAUGGUAGAGUGCACCCCAGAGCUGGCUUAUCAAGUUACUGGAGUGUGGUCUCGCAACGCCGAAUUGCCGCCUAAGCACCCUCGAGCCUGGAUGCGCAGGUCAGAUAAUGAAAAUAAUGGGACAGAGGGCUUUUGGAAACACAGAUCUGGCUAUACGACCAUGGCGUAUGGUUGGGGCAAGCAUUCCGACGUACUCGACAGUACCUGCACAACCAAUCAGUACUGCGAUAUCGAGGGCCCUGAGCCAGAUUACAUGCACGAUGAAGCAUUUGUCAAACUGAUUCCACUCCUCAUACCCGGUGGGCUAGCCAAGAAUGAUACCUUUUGGAUCGAUCUGAACAAAGGUGUCCGAGCACUCUAUUUCCCCGCUCGCUACCAAUAUAGCGACGACUACCCAGAAGAUGCGGCGUAUGCCAAGAUCAGUUUUGUGGAAAACUCGGCACGCAAUCUCAUCGACGCCGAACCACUCAUUUUCGGAAACACGCUGUCUAAAGCAUGGUUUGAUACGGCAAUUGAUUUGGUCGACAUCAACCGGAAGACCGCUGAGACGAUUGCGCUCGACAAGAAGCAUCAUGUUGGCGCCUACAGCUUCGAUAGCACGAUCAUAAUCAAUGUUCCAGCAUUUAUAGAAGCCAGCUAUUGGGUCUCGAUCAAUGACUCAUCAAGAGCGAAACCUCACGACGCAAUUUACCUGGCCAAGAGCGCGAGCAUAAAGGCAACACGUCUUCCGGAGAGUGACAGCUGGGACAAAUGGCGUUUGCCGCCGGAGUACUACCAAUGGCGCCUGCAUACAAUGCCACUCAUGCACUCAUAUUCCGGAGACAUUGGACGACAAGACCAAUUGAAUUUGCAGGAAGCAGCGACAUCGAAAGUGUCUGGGGAGAUGGAUCUUUUCUUGAAUAUCAUCUUGUUUGCGGCAUCUUUGGUUCCCUACGUGGGACCUCUAGUUUCAACUUUAGGCGGCCAAGUGCUUGAGAACAUGAAGGAUCUGAGGACGGACAGUAGUGACGAAGAAGCAAGUGCAGCGGGUAUUAGUGCCGGGGUCUGGAACAGUCUCCCUGGUGAAGCGAAGGAAAAAGUAGUACAGAAGUUGGCUAAGACUGCGACAACCAUGCUUAAGACUUUACAUAGAUAA